AUGCCUGCGGCGAUGGUGUCUGAAAAAUGGGCCGACUCAAAAAUUAUGCGGAAACAAAUGACAUGGCGCACAAGAAUAUUUGGAAUGGAUAGGUUUGUCGGAUCAGGUAGCGGAGAUAAUGGCCUGAGAGGCGAUUCUGGUGGUAAUUGUGACCAAGACGAAUACAAUUCAAUAGAUGGGACCAUCAGAAGCUGGACUAAGGGGGUGGUAGACAAAAAAUGGGAAAGAAAUCUGAAUGGAGGUGCGAUUAAAAUGACCUAA
This is a messenger RNA of Acaulospora colombiana, 261 nucleotides long. NCBI's taxonomy places the organism in Eukaryota, Fungi, Glomeromycota, Glomeromycetes, Diversisporales, Acaulosporaceae. The record is from the annotation of a GenBank genome assembly.